This is a messenger RNA of Mesorhabditis spiculigera, 2298 nucleotides long. The record is from the annotation of a GenBank genome assembly. NCBI's taxonomy places the organism in Eukaryota, Metazoa, Nematoda, Chromadorea, Rhabditida, Rhabditidae.
AUGGACAUCACGGCCCCCGUCGGCAUCGUCGGUGAUCCGUAUCUGUACGACAAGCAGUACGGGUUCACGAUGACGCCGGACCAGCUGCGGAAUCCGGCGCGGAACCCGAACGAGGUCGUCCGGCCCAGCCGCCCCAUCUACCGUAACCCGAACGAGGCGCCGCUACGCAAGCUUACGGUGGAUCUCAUCAAAACCUACAAAAACAUCAAUGAGUCGUUCUACGCCCGGAAGCAACGGCGUCACGAUGCGCACCAGGCUGUUCAUCCCACGGCCUCUGGUGUUCACCAAUCGAUGGCCCAACAACAGCAGCAACCACCACCCCAACAGCUGCAACAGCUGCAGCAGCAGCAGCCCCAGAGCUCCGGCCUGCAACAACAACAACAGCAACAAGUACAGCAGCAGCAGAUGAUGGCCCAACAACAGCAGCAGGCCCAUAUGCAGCCAACGAAUGACUACGUGCUCCAGCAACAACAGAUCUACCAGCAGCAGCAUAAAUUCGAGCCCCUGCAACAAAUCCCGGACCCAAUCGCCCACUCCAGCCACCAGGACCCGAACUCUUUCGACCCGAACAAGUCGGCCAGGCAACGGGCUAGUCGCAACGGCCCGAACAACGACGGCUACGACGAUGUCAACUUUGACUAUAUCGUCAAGGAGGGCGAAUUUUUCAACAAUCGAUACCUUAUUAUGGGACCGAUUGGGAAAGGGUCGUUUGGUCAAGUGACGAAGGCGUAUGAUAAGGUCGAAAAAGAGUACGUGGCGAUAAAAAUCAUCAAAAACAAGAAGACGUUCUUCGACCAGGCCCAGAUUGAGAUUAGGCUGUUGGAGAUGAUGAAUCGACACGAUUCGGAGGGGAAAUAUAAUAUUGUGCAACUGAAGUCCCACUUCGUCCAUCGCAACCACCUCUGUCUCGUAUUCGAGCUGCUCAGCUACAAUCUCUACGACUUGUUGCGAAACACCAACUUCCGAGGUGUCUCCCUGAACUUGACGCGGAAGUUUGGGCAGCAACUUGCCAAGACGCUGCUCUUCCUGUCUACACCCGACUUGUCGAUCAUCCACUGUGACUUGAAGCCGGAGAAUGUGUUGCUUUGUAACCCGAAGCGGUCCGCCAUCAAGAUUAUCGAUUUUGGGUCGUCUUGCCAGACGGGCCAUCGGAUAUACCAAUAUAUUCAGUCAAGAUUCUACCGCUCUCCCGAAAUCCUGCUCGGCAUCGCUUACGACACGAAAAUCGAUAUGUGGUCGCUGGGCUGUAUCCUGGUGGAGAUGCACACCGGCGAGCCGCUCUUCGCCGGCUCCUCCGAGUUGGACCAGAUGAUGAAGAUCGUCGAGGUGUUGGGGAUGCCGCCCAAAGAGAUGUUGGAUCAGGGGCCGAAAACGAAGAAGUAUUUCGAUAAGACUGAAGAUGGUGUCUACUACUGCAAACGUGCUCGUGGCAGCUACACGAAACCGUACGAGCCGCCUGGCCACCGAAAACUUCAUGAUAUCCUUGGAGUAACCAGUGGAGGACCACAUAGCCGGAGAGCUGGUGAAGCUGGGCAUUCUGUCGAGGACUACUGCAAGUUCAAGGACCUCAUCAAGCGUAUGCUCACCUACGACCCCAAACUGAGGAUAUCCCCGCAUUUCGCGAUGCGACACCCAUUUUUGAAGAAGACCAAGGAGGAGCAGGGCUCAAGUAUGGCAGCCCCACAACAACAACAACCCCAACAAGUCCAACAAGCGCAGGAGACGCCGCGAUACGCGCAGGAAAUGUGGGGCAGUCAGCAGAUGGACACGAGCGAACCGAUGGACCCGAAUGCACAGCAGCAAAUGGGAUAUGCGCAAAUGCCCGGGCCGUCGGCUGUGCAGAUGCCACCACAGAUUGAUUACACCCGCCGGGACAACAACGACCCAACGAAGCCGAAUUUCGGAGGCCACUUUUCGUACUCGACGAACGAUAUGUACCAUCCGAAUAUCCGUUUCCAUCGAGACCAAAAGGGGCACAUCAAGGCCACCUUCAAGCUCAGGAACAAGAGCGACUAUCGGCAGGCUUUUAAAGUAAAAUGCUCACGGAACGAUCUGUUCAAAAUUAGGCCGCCGAUGGGGCUACUCGACUACAAGCAGGAGGCGGUCAUCGAGGUCGACUUCAAACCAAAAGACGGGGAGCUGCCCAGCGAGGAGCGCCACUUCUUCGGCAUCUACCAUAUCCCGGCACCGGAAGGCUGCACAGCCGAGGGUGCCUGGUCCGAGCACUACGGUGUCGCGCAAGGGGAAUGCCGCGUGAAGGUCCAGUUCGACAUUUUAAAGGACAUGUACGAGACGAAG